AUGGAUUCAGCAGAGAAGACCUUCAACGGCAUACCGAUCGAAGCCAUCAUCAACCCCUCCAAAGACAAUCCCGUGCUCGUCGAACGAAUCUCCAGACGCAAGGUCAAAGCACCAGAGCUCGCCAUCGUUGAACCAGACCCAGAAUGGCCUACUCACUUCCAAACCUUCAGACUACGCAUCCUCGCCGCGUUCGAGCACCAUGACCCCGACACCGGAAUUCAUCACCCAAGCGGACCGCAGGAGGCCGUUGGAGUCAGAGUCUCGACCAUCAACCACGUCGGCUCAACCUCAGUCCCUGGUCUUUCAGCCAAAGCCGUCGUCGACAUCGAUCUCGUGCUCUCAGGCAAUCCACUAACAGAUGAGCCUUACUAUGUGCCGCGCCUCGAGGCUGCCGGGUUUCAGUUCCUGCUGAGAGAGCCUGCAUGGUAUGGACAUCGUUUCUUCUGCGCCUCGGAGCCUAUGUCGUGUAAUCUGCACGUCUGGGGCCCCAAUUGUGCGGAAGUGGAGAGGCACCGCAUCUUCAGGGACUGGUUGAGGGAGCAUGAGGAUGAGAGGGAGUUGUAUGCGCGGGCGAAGAGGGAGUGUGCGGCUGCAGCGAGAGAGAACGGUGAGGUGAUGGAUGUCUACACUUCUAGGAAGAAUGAGGUGGUGUAG
Messenger RNA from Anthostomella pinea, 654 nucleotides. Lineage: Eukaryota; Fungi; Ascomycota; Sordariomycetes; Xylariales; Xylariaceae. The record is from the annotation of a GenBank genome assembly.